Leptosomus discolor (cuckoo roller) is the source of this 2642-nucleotide messenger RNA. NCBI's taxonomy places the organism in Eukaryota, Metazoa, Chordata, Aves, Leptosomiformes, Leptosomidae. The record is from RefSeq and is a predicted model, not a curated record.
AUGGACAAUCUUGCACAAAAGGGCAAUGAAAUUUUGGAGCCAGGUUCACUGACCUGGUUCACUGUGGGGAUCAUAAGAGUGCCAAGACUGGAUCAAGGGAGUGAGUGUAGCCAGUGCAGGGGAAAAGGAGACAGCAGCAGCUCUGCUUUAGGUGGGUUUGAACUUCUUGGGAACCUUAUCUGGACUAAUAAGAGUAGAACAGGAUGUCACAGAGGAGCGCAGCAAGAUGAACCGCUGUGGUCAUCUGCACUGACCGUUAGCAUCAGAUGUCCCAAAACAGAUGGACUCUGCUGCACACUUAGUAGCCCACAACAAAACUAUGUUGAGCUUUUAUUUGCAAAUUUGGCUAUUCCAGGAGUUAGUCUGCGAGCCCAGAGUAAAACCCAACAGGAAACAGAAAGCAAAUACGCUGAGGCUGUUCAGCAGAAACAAAACACUUCUGCUGCAGUUUCAUCUAAGAUCAACAUCAUACCCCCAAUGCUGACAAAGCCAGUAGUAACUCCUUCCAAUCCUGCUCACAAUGGCCGUGUGUGCAGCACGUGGGGCAACUUUCACUUCAAGACCUUUGAUGGAGACAUCUUUUACUUCCCUGGGCUCUGUAAUUAUGUUUUUGCAUCCCAUUGCAACGCUCCCUAUGAGGAUUUCAACAUCCAGAUUAGGCGCGUAGUGGUGGAAAGUGCUCCGACAAUCAACCGUAUCACCAUGAAACUUGAAGGUGUCGCUGUUGAACUGACAAAGGAUGUUGUCAUGAUCAACAGCAACAGAGUUCAACUGCCAUACAGCCAAUCUGGAAUUACGAUAGAAAAAAGCAGCAUUUAUGUGAAAGUUGACAGCAAAAUGGGUGUUGCAUUAAUGUGGAAUGAAGAUGACAGUAUCCUGCUAGAAUUGAAUGAGAAAUAUGCCAAUCAGACCUGUGGACUUUGUGGGGACUUCAAUGGCCUUCCAAUUUACAAUGAGUUCUAUUCAAACAAUAUUAAGAUGACAGCCCUGCAGUUUGGGAAUAUGCAGAAAAUGGAUGGGCCAACAGAACACUGUGAAGACUCCACUUCUACCCUGCCAGAUAAUUGCACUGAUAAUUUUGAUGACAUAUGCCAGAAAACAUUGACCAGCUCUGCAUUUGCAGAGUGUAACGACUUAGUUGAUGUUAGAGAGUACAUUACGGCUUGCCAAGAUGACUUGUGCCACUCUGAAGAGUGUAGAAACACCUCAUGUAUCUGCGACACCUUUGCUGAAUACUCCCGGCAGUGUGCUCAUGCUGGCGGGCAUCCUCUGAACUGGAGGACCUCAGAACUGUGCCCCAAGAAGUGCCCUUACAACAUGCAGUACCAGGAGUGCAGCUCCCCCUGUGCUGACACAUGCACCAAUCCUGAACGGACUCAGUUUUGUGAAGAACACUGUAUGGAUGGUUGUUUCUGCCCCCCAGGGACUGUAUUCGAUGACAUCAACAAUUCUGGCUGCAUUCCCCAUCAGCAGUGCUCCUGUGUUUACAAUGGCGACACCUACGCUCCGGGAACUUCUUUUUCAGAGCAGUGCUAUUCCUGUACCUGUAAUGGAGGCCAGUGGGGCUGCCAGGACACGUCAUGCCCGGGAACAUGUUCAGUGGAGGGAGGUUCGCACAUCUCCACAUAUGACAAAAAACAUUAUGAUCACCAUGGAGACUGCAUUUACGUCCUUUCUAAGCACUGUGAAGAUGAAACAUUCGUCAUCCUGGUAGAACUACGCAAAUGUGGCCUAACAGACACCGAGACAUGCUUAAAGACAGUGACCCUCAACGUGAAUAGAGGACAAACUCUCAUCGAGGUCAAACCUGAUGGUGGUGUGUUUGUAAACUCAAUCUACACCCAGCUCCCCAUCUCAGCAGCUAAUGUCACUGUGUUCAGACCUUCAUCAUUCUUCAUCAUCAUGCAGACAAACUUUGGUGUCCAGAUUGAAAUACAAAUCAUACCCAUCAUGCAAGUGUUUGUGCGACUGGAUCCUAUUUUCAAAGAGCAGACCUGUGGUCUCUGUGGAAAUUUCAAUAAUAUCCAAACUGAUGACUUCAAGGUCAUUAGUGGAAUAAUUGAAGGAACAGCAACAGCAUUUGCUAACACAUGGAAAACACAGGCUUCGUGCCCCAAUAUCCAGCGCAGUUUUGAGAACCCUUGUGCACUCAGCAUUGAUAAUGAAAAAUAUGCUCAGCACUGGUGUAGACUACUAACUGACAGCAAAGGACCUUUUGCUGAUUGUCACUAUGCAGUGAAUCCCUCUGUUUACCACACGAAUUGCAUGUUUGACACAUGUAACUGUGAAAAUAGUGAGAACUGUCUGUGUGCAGCCCUGUCUUCCUAUGUGAGAGCUUGCACUGCAAAAGGAAUCCAUCUGCGUGGAUGGAGGACUGAUAUCUGCUCAAAAUACACCACAUCAUGUCCCAAAUCCCUAAGCUACAGUUAUACCAUCUCUUCCUGUCAACCCACCUGCCGGUCUCUGAGUGAGCCUGAUGUCACAUGCAGCACUAAGUUUGUCCCAGUUGAUGGCUGCACCUGCAUAAGUGGAACCUACAUGGAUGAAAGUGGCAAAUGUGUGCCUGCUAAUGAAUGCCCCUGCUACUACAGAGGAUCUCCCAUACCACUUGGAGAAGCUGUCCGUGAAAAUGGGGUUGUAUG